GGUUUCCCCAGUGCAGCUGGCAGCAUGGAUGGGCUUCAGAGCUCCUGCUAGCUCUGGAAGCCUUUCAUUCUGCCUCCUCGCUCACUAUGUUUCCUCUGAAUAGAUUUUGAGUACAACAAUUCAAGAAGAAUUCCUCCUCCCAGUUAACACAUCUUUAUUACCAAGUCUCUUACCUCUUGAUUGUUGGAAAAAAAUCUUGUAAAAGCUGACCAUCAAAAAACUAAACCUUGAAAGAAAAAAGCCAGAGAAUUCAAAUAAUUUGAAUAUACUGAGCAAAACCUAGUUGCCUUGAACUCAAGCCCAUUCAGAGGAAACAAAGUAAGACCACAGCCACCUGCCAUGCCAGUUGGCAGAGUUGAAAGUCCACCCUCUGCCUCUCUUCCUAGGGAUAGCAGCCAUGAAUGCCGGGUGUGCAGGGUGACACUGGUGGGUUUGUCAGCAUAUGCCAAACACAUCUCCAGUCAGCUGCACAAAGACAACAUUAAUGCCCAUGACAGAAAAGAGGAUGAGAAAGAAGAGGCAGAAGAAGAAUACCUUGACAAAGAACUCACUCAACUAAUCAAGCAAAAGAAGGAACGGAACCGGCAAACUGAACCAAGUUGUGCAAACAAAGAAUUAGAAUGUGAUGAUAGGAGAUCACAGAGAUUGCGAGAAGAAAGAGCUGCAUACAAAGAAAGAGAAGCUUAUGAUCAAUCGUCUUGGCAUCAUCAUAGUGCAUCACAAAGGGACUGGAAGUGGGAAAAAGAUGAUUAUGUUAGUCCUAGACAAGGCAAAUUUUCACACUCUCAGAGGAACCUUAAUACAAACAAACAUUCAGGAGGUGCAAGGGGGCGCUCUGGGUGGCACCAGAAUGUUUCAGGAAGCCCUUCAAAUCGACAUAACUAUGGGAAUUCUGGAAAUGCUUGGCAUCUAAGUGGGCGGGGAGGAGGAACCUCAAAUUGGCAUCAUGGUGCCAGGGAAAGAAAUUCUGCUUGGCACUCAGAAGAAACAGGUCAUUUUUCUAGCUGGAAUUCCAAGAGUUAUGGAGGAAACUGGAAAUCAAGUUCUCGUGGUGCAAAUGGCUGGAAUUUCGGAAGCUUGGGAGAUUCAUAUUCACCAGAGCCAAGUAUAUACAGUAAGGAAAGGUACACAUGGCAGCAGCCAGAGAAAGGCGAUGUUCUGCCAUACAGAAAUCGAAGGAAUAGGGAUGACUCUCUGGAUUUUACUAGUGAUAAGCUUGCUGCUGAAGGGGGAUUGGAUUUUAGUCUAUUGAAACAACUAGAAAGCAAAACCUCAAGAGCCAGUGGAAAAAGUGUCAGUCCUUCCAGAGAUAAAACAUAUCGCUGGACUCCCUACCCAUCCCAGAAAACUGCAGAGCAACAAGCACGGUCUGAAGAUAAUUCAAAAGCUUUGGAUAAAAUGGAUUCUGUACUUACGCCUCUUACUGAUUUGUCAGUGAAAGAAAAAACUGGUGAAGUCAAUGUUAGUCUUUCAAAACUUCAAGAACAUGAAGCAUCUUCCCCUUCUAUUGGAACCUCAGAUAACCUUGAUUCUUGCAAGGUUGUAAAAGACUGUUCCAGUGGUGAAAAGCCUGACAAAGAUGAUAGCAGAAGUAAUAGGAUGCCAUCAGUGAAAUCCCCGCUACUGAAUAUCACAGAUAUGAAGUUAUCCUUGACAAAGCAAGACACGAACAGUCUCUUAAAAAAUGUCAGGCUUUUGUUAUCAUCAACUAGUAGUGAAGAACAGAAUCAUUUGAAUGCAGUGAACUUGGAAACAAACAAUUUCUCCUCUUAUUCAUCAAAACUGCAUGGUGCUUGUGUUGGUAACUUACAAGACAGCAAAGGUGUGCUUGGUAGCAAUCUUGGAGAUCCUGUUAAUAACUUAAGUGAAGCAGAACAAAAUCCCAAAGGUGUUCAGUCCAACCAUUCCUUGCAAAAUGCACCCUUAAGUUCUUGCAAAGAUACAAGUGACCAGAAUAGGAGAGAAACUGGGAAAGCAUUGCCAAAGAAGGAGUUCAGACUAGAUUCGUUAGGAGACGUGAGUGGUGAUGAUUUAAUGGGAAGUGAGAAGUCAGAAGCAAGAGUUGCAAAGCUGGGUUCUUCUGUUAGUUCUUGCUUACCCUGUGAUGCUCCUGAUGGUAAAACUAUCACCUCUGAAAAGGAAGAUUAUAAAAAAACAUCUGCUUCAAGUAUUGCUCCUGUUGAGCUAAAAAAUUUUGCAUUUCAGAUAGAACCCACGGUUUCUUCAUCAAGCAGUCAGGACCCUUUGCAUGUGGAUUUGAAAAUUUCACAGGACAGGGGAGGGAAUGAAGAGUGUGUCAAGUCACAUGAUCAGUUUGAAAUGGAAGGUUUUGAAAAUCCUUCAGAUAAUGAGCUUCAAAAAGGAGGAAGCCAGUCAGGAGGCGGCCUUCUUCCUGACUUAAGCAAGCUUGGCCUGCCUGCUUCUCUGCAAAGAGACCUGACACGGCAUAUCAGUCUGAAGAGCAAAGUCGGGACACAUCUCCCAGAGCCCAAUCUCAAUAACGCACGUCGCAUUCGGAAUGUGAAUUGUCUUCGGAGAAGCGAGACAGAGAAGGAGUCAGGGCUUAAACCUACCCUCAGGCAGAUUCUUAGUGCUUCCCGGCGAAAUGUUAACUGGGAUCAGGUCAUCCAGCAGGUAACCAAGAAGAAACAGGAACUUGGCAAAGGUUUACCAAGGUUUGGCAUAGAAAUGGUGCCUCUUGUUCAAAAUGAGCAAGGUCUAGAACUCAGUGAAGAAUCUGAUCCAUCUACUCUGGAAGGAUUCCAGUGGGAAGGGAUUUCUUUAGCAGUAUCUGGCUCUGCCAGAAAACGUAGCUUUUCUGAAAGCAGUGUCAUAACAGACAGAAAUCCUUCUGAUUAUAGCUUUUUCAGUGAACAAGCCAAAAUUAAAGAAAGUGGGCAAAGGCAAGUAAUUGCAGCCAGCCACUCACAUCAUAUAACAUCUGGAUAUGAGGCAAUCACUGACAUUGAAGCUGAUCAGAAAGAGGCGACACCAUCUCUUGCUUUGUCACCUUUUAUGUCUGAAAGAACUGAGGCUAGCAGAAGAAGUCACAGCCUACAGGCCACCUCUGAGAUCACAGGCCUUGCAGAACAAGACCAGGAGAGCCCAGAGAAGAGAACACCUCUUCUUGAAAAGCAAAAUGUAUUAGAGAUCUCAGAAGAAAAUCGUCCAGCUUCAAAUAGUGCUUCACUUCUUGCAGUGUCUAAUAACAUAGAUGCGGCUACAGACAGUAGCUGCACAUCUGGUACUGAACAGAAUGACAGCCAAGGAAUUGGAAAGAAGCGAAGGGCAACUGGAGAGGGAUCUUCUCCUGAAAUCCCUAGUCUAGAAAGAAAUAAUAAAAGAAGAAAAAUCAAAGGUAAAAGAGAACGUUCUCAGGUAGACCAGUUGUUGGCUAUUUCUCUGAGGGAAGAAGAGUUAAGUAGGUCCCUGCAGAGUGUGGACAGGAGCCUCCUGCAGGCGAGGGCUGCCCUGCAGGCUGCCUAUAUUGAGGUUCAACGGUUCCUUGUGGUAAAGCAGCAGAUAACUAUGGAAAUGAGUACACUGAGAAGUCAGAGAAUCCAGAUCCUGCAGGGGCUACAAGAAACAUAUGAACCUUCUGAACUCUCAGAGCAACUUUCCUGCAAUGCCCUAACUGAGAGACGAAACAGCAAAUCUCAGAUGGCAGCUGACCCAAUUCCUUCAGGCUCUCUCCUGCCCCUCGUGGACAGUUUGUCUUCCUCUGUACCUCCAGGAGGAUCUUCUAUUCCAGUAACCAUGCCAUCACCAUUCCAGUCUUCUGGCAGUAUACCUUCCAACACUCCUGACUCCUCAGUACAAGUUAAACGAGAACCUGUGUCUCCACAAGGCACAGAACUAAAUGUGAAUUCUGUACUCCAGAGCUCUGCCUGUGCUCCACAAACAGAAGAGGCGGAACAGAAUGAUGAGACCAACCAGAAAACUUCAGUGUAUCCUGUUAUCACUGCAACCAUAUCCCUAGCAGGACUGGCAGGUUGUUUCCAACACACUAAUGAAGAUGUUCACAAGCCUGAUGCAGACAAGGGACAGUCUGGACUUCCUGAGAACUCUUCUCCUCAUUCAGUGUCUGUUUUCAGCAAGAGAGAAGCAAAUGAUACAGUUGGUGAAAAAUUUUUGAUGGAUCAGUGUAGCACUUCCCUUUCAAAGCAUUCAGUCCUUCUAGAAAUGCCAAUGGAUAAAACGCCCAAAUUGUCAGCAGAACUGUCUGAGCAACACUUGACAAUGGCUGCAGUCCCAGCUGAGAAAGGGAAUAGAAGAAGGAGAAGGUUAAGGAAGAAGAAAACUCUGAGGGCAGCCCACGUGCCAGACAACAGUGAUACAGAGCAGGAUAUGAUUGACUUCAAGCCUGUCCGGAAAGUCAAGGGUGGAAAGGUUCCUAAAGGAGAAAAAGUUACUACAUCUACUCCUACAAGAGAGGAGAGUGGAGUUGCUGCUCAAGCAGUAAGAAACAACGACAAGAAUGACAGUGAUGCUUCUCUGGAACUAGUGGAAAUUUCAGCACCUCAGUGUGAUGUGGUUGAUGUUGGUUCAUCAGAGUCAGGAGAUGAGAAACCAGAUGGUCUGUCAAAGAGGGAUUCAUGCAAUUCUGUGGAUCAAGCAGCCCUAGAGGCAUCUUGCUCUGGUUAUGAUGAAGUGAGCUCCACCAGUGAGAUUGGCACAAAUUCUAGGAAUGAUGGGAAAAGAAGUGUGGCUGAGAUACAGACUUCCAUAUCAUCCCUAAGAGGAUCAAAGAAUUCUUCAGAAGUGUCUUCAGAGCCAGGUGAGGAUGAAGAACCUACUGAGGGAAACUUUGAGGGACACUUGGCUGCAGUGAAUGCUAUUCAGAUUUUUGGGAAUUUGUUGUAUACCUGCUCAGCAGACAAAACAGUUUGUGCCUACAAUCUUGUUAGCAGGAAGUGUGUGGCCAUCUUUGAAGGACAUACUUCGAAAGUGAACUGCCUUCUGGUCACUCAGACAAAUGGGAAGAAUGCUGCACUCUACACUGGCUCAAGUGAUCACACUGUCAAUUGUUAUAAUAUCAAGACCAAAGAGUGCAUGGAACAGUUUAAAUUGGAAGAUCGAGUGCUCUGUUUACACAGUAGAUGGCGGAUCCUUUAUGCAGGUCUUGCAAAUGGCACUGUGGUUACUUUCAGCAUAAAGGUUAGUUUGUUUAAAUAUUGGCACCUGAAAGCCUAUUGUGAUACUGUUUCUUUCCUCUGUGUUUCUUUCCAUUCUUUAUCUACAUUGUUGGUAGUGGGCUCUUAUGACUGCACCAUCAGUGUGCGAGAUGCACGGAAUGGGCUGCUUCUCAGAACCCUGGAAGGUCACAGCAAGACUAUUCUCUGCAUGAAGGUUGUGAAUGAUCUGGUAUUCAGUGGUUCCAGUGAUCAGUCUGUCCAUGCCCACAACAUUCAUACUGGAGAGCUGGUACGGAUCUAUAAGGGCCAUAACCAUGCAGUAACGGUUGUGAACAUUCUUGGGAAAGUCAUGGUGACAGCAUGUCUGGAUAAAUUUGUUCGUGUUUAUGAACUACAGUCACAUGACCGCUUGCAAGUCUACGGAGGCCACACAGAUAUGAUUAUGUGUAUGACCAUCCAUAAGAGCAUGAUCUACACUGGCUGUUAUGAUGGCAGUGUCAGAGCUGUGAGGCUUAAUCUGAUGCAAAAUUAUCGAUGCUGGUGGCAUGGAUGUUCACUGAUCUUUGGAGUUGUGGACCAUCUGAAACAACACCUGCUAACCGACCACACCAAUCCAAAUUUUCAGACCCUGAAAUGUCGUUGGAAGAACUGUGAUGCUUUCUUUACUUCCAGGAAAGGUUCCAAGCAGGAUGCUGUAGGACACAUUGAAAGACAUGCUGAGGAUGACAGCAGGAUUGACUCGUGAAGUUUUUCACCUCCCACAUUGGGAAGUAAUUUUGUAUGUCAAAAUUAUUCCAAAUAACAUCGGUUUCUUACUCCGGUCUUUCCUCUUUCUUUCCCCGCUUGGAAUGCAAAAACUGAGUGGGGCUGAAAUGCAUUCUACAGAGACUGCAGGUUGUGUUGUACUCUGUAGAAAUAAGGCUGGUAAUUAAGACUUAGCCCAAGUUCUUGCAAGUUUUUAGUUCAUUGGUGGACAAGAAUAUUCCUUCCCCUUGUCUGCCUUGUUUUUUUUGUUGUUUGUCUCUUUUCAGAUGGUUUUAUUUGUUUUUUUAAGAAGUACAGUCUUUGGGAAGUCCAAAGGGGUGUUGAAAACUUAGAUUACAAUAGGUGCUGCUGUUUGCAAACUCAGCUUGCAGCCUAUUAUGUGUCCAAGGUGUGUCAGGUUUUGUUGUAUCCAAUUUUUUAGCUGAUUUUAAUAAAAUUCUGCAAACCAGAAUAUCACAGAUUCUAACAAUGUAACCUGAAUAUCCAGUGUACGUUUUUACUUUCUUCAUAAAAAUAAAAGUUAUUUUAUGGAGACUGGAAUAAAUUAAUUUUUUAAUGUUAAUUGUAUGUAACUUAUUUUUUAUUCCUUGUGUAAAAAUUGCUGUAACUGGCACAAUAUAUACAGUGAUAGAUACCAUACCUCUUGAGGUAUUUUGUUUAUUUUGAGGAAAGUGGUUAUUUCUUGAGAGAGAUGCCAGUAGCAGCAAAACAGCCAAAACAGUGGCUCUACUCACAUGCUUUGCAAUCUUAGUCUUUUUCAGUAUAGGUCCAAAUGUAUGGGAAAAAAGUAAGUGGUGUUUGUUUCUCUUUUAGUUAAAGAGCAGUGUAACCACCACUGCUGUCUUGAUAAAACACUGUAAUUGGAUUGCUGAUUUUGUGAAAUCUUAGUGACUGAGCUUUGCAGUCCCAUAUCCUCAUGGCAUAGCAAACCAAGAGAAAUGCAAAGGCACUGUGUGUCUGAGUGCAUCCGCUUUGGUAGUGUUUUGUUUCUGUUGUGAACUGGCUUAAUUGUCUUGGGCUAUAUGAAGUUCACAAAAACUCAACUGGAAAGAAUGGAACAGGGUUUUAAAGUCUAAAGUUCUCAAGCAGAAGCUGAGGAUAUGAAAUGCAUAUCACAUGUAAAAGUCUUGUUUCUCCUAAUGCACAGAAGGUACCACAGUGAGGCCAGUGCAGAAGGGAAGACUGAGCUUGUCAGGGUUCUCCUGCAGGUGUCCCCUUGAGUGGGAUUGCUUCGCUUCAGAAGUUCAGUGAAAUGUCCUUCUGGCACUUGCCAUCCUCUCUCCCCUCCCUAAUGACACUAAUUUAUGACAAAGAACCCUCUUAACGCUGAAUCUAAUCUAGCAAGGAGCUUUGUGUUCACUUUUGCCUAACUUUGGUGCUCAGGAUAAAAUAAGCAGAGGUUUUCCCAAGCUGUAAGAGAGGGUGAAGGCAGUGAACUGAGCUGCUUGUACACAAAUUCAGCGCUUUUCAAAAAAUCCUGAGUGGACUGUUUUUACUAGGUAUCUUAUUCACAACCACUUUCAAACUUGUCAACCAUAGACCAAAUAAGUUUUAUAGCCUCAUUCUUUGACUGUAAAGAAGCCUUUUUAGGCCAAGAAAGUGAAUAAUUCAGGAAAGCCCAUGGAUGUUCCACUGCCAUCCAAUCAAGGAACUUCAGGGCCUUCUCUGGAGCACACUGGUUUUGUAUUAUCUUAGCAGACAAGCAGAAUUGCUCUGACUGAUGGAUAUUAUUUGUGAGAUGGGAGGAAAAUAAGAAUGAGAUGUAGUAGUAUCCUACUUCAAAGACAUGGGAAUCUCUGAGGUUCCAGUGCUUUUGUGGUGAUUUAGUUUGUUUAUUUUUUAUUAAGCUGUUUGUGGAUAGCAAAGAGCCCCAAUAUGUGGCUCAGACCUCAGGCUGUUCUGAGGGUGUUCUUGUUUUGGUUUUUAGGGGAUGUGUGUUUGUGGUUUUGGUGCUGGGCUUUUUUAAUCUUUCUUUCUAUGGACUGUGGAUGAAGCAGUUCAAUAGAGAAUCAAGUCUGGGGAAGUCUUUAAGCAGUGUAGAUGUUUUGGGAUGGAGGGUGUAAUGCUCUAAAGCCUGAGAGCAUUUGUGUGGGUUUUUUGAUGACCUAAAAGCAGAAGACUGCAUAAUACUUAAACCAUUUCCAAAGGUGAUGGUAUUCAGGAGUUCUGAGAGUUUUUUGAACCAUGAUGAGGGAGCAUGUAAGUGUGGCAUAAACAGGGUAGGCAUCCUAAGCUGUCCUUCAUGGACUGUGCUGCAAGUGAAGGUGUGGAGGUAUGUCCCGAGGACAAGUCUGUGGGGCAGUAGUGGCAUUCUGAAAAACAUGUGUGAGAGUAGAUUUUGUUACUUCUCCCUUGUGAGUCUUUACAUUCUUUCAGCUGUUUUCAGGAACAUAUAAGGAUCUUUCUCAUUAGUUGUUGCAAUAAACACAGUUAUGACACUUUAUUUGCAUUCCCAUUUGCUUGUUGGAUUUAUCUUUUCUAGUUGGUGGAAGCAGUCUUUCUUUUUGUGGUGGUCCAUGAUAUUUCCUUAGCUGUCUUGAAAACAAUCCUCCUGAAAAGUCUGGGCUACUGAAGUCCAGCUUUAGCAGUUGUGUCUUUUGCUGCUUUGUAGGUCAUAUCAGAUACAUUGUAAGAGAUGGGAAAAUAGCAGAGCUACCCGAGUUAAAAAUUUUACUUCAUAAUUCAGAAACAAUUUUUUAAAAUCCUCGGGUUCAGAGGAAAAUGCUGGUUUUCAUGAGGAUAUCUUAAAAGGAUUUGCUAUAAAGUGGUGCAGCUGUGAAAAUCCCCAGGCUUCUCUGGAUUUCUGUGGAGUGGUUUCCUAUUUGUUCAGUUGGAAUUUGGUGCAGAUUUCACAACUGGCCAUUUACUUUGUCUGGAGGCAAUUGCAGAACAGAAAUGCCAAAAUAAUGUUUGUUGGUGUUUGUCAGUGAGAUCCUCUCUGGUCUUGCAACUGAGGGUUUUGACUCCUGAUAUACCUCUAGCUGAAGAAUGCAAUAACUUUGGCAAGAUGGGCUGUUUGUGACAUUUAACACAGUAAUAUUUGCAUGAAAAGCAGUACUGCACAUCUGAAGCCAGUUUCAGGAUUACUUAUUUUUGGUUUUGGUUUGUUUUUUAUGCAAGUAAAAAAUUGUGGGUGGAAGAGUGAGUAGAGUGAAGAUUUAUUUUGUGAUUAGCUAUGGAUUUUUUAUUAGUCUACUGUUAAAAAAAGUUUUGGACUUGCUGUAUGACAGCCCUUUAGGGGCCUUUUGGGAUUGGUCUAUAUUAGUUUCACCUUUCUCCUUCAAAUUUCAGAGAAAAAUAACAGCUAUCUGGCAGUGCAAAAUACUCUGGCCUAACACUGCUGCUUCUGUACGUGGAAGGGGAUGGAGGGAAAACUGCAUCUCUUGGUACAAAGAUGCAUUAAAUAUCCAGGCUUCUGCUUACCUUGUGUCAGUUAUAUGUGAAUUAGACUUUAAACCUAGUAUCAGCACAUAAGUUGGCUUCUGCAAAAUAGCAGGAGCUUGGCUGUGUGGUGUGUUUGAAGUAGUGCAGUUCUUAAUGCACAUUUUCAAACAGUACAAUCAUGCUGGAUCAAGGUAAAUUAUAACUGCAAACUUGCAAAUGGCAGGGGAAAUGUUUUUGUUGGGAAAAUACUUUUCCCUUAAGUUGAAUUAAAACACAGGUACAGGUGAAUCUUGGUUUUUUCUUGGGCCUGUAUUGUACUAUAAUUCAAGCAGUCUGAGUUGUCCAGAGUUGCAGAAUAUGUGAGGAAGGAUGAGGAAAUGGUUUCAGCUGCUGUUUGUAAAAUAAUUAAUCCUCAAAGAGCAAACUGUGUAGGUAUAUAUUCUGUUAUAUGCGCCUGCCAGCUUCUCAGAUUUCAUUUUGCUGUAACGUUAAACAGUCUUCUUAAAGAAUGGAAGUGGAAUAGAACAACUUGAUUGAAUAUUUGAUAAUGUAAGCUGUGUAAAACAUGUGCACAGAUGGAUCAUGGUUUUUUUCUCUCAUUUUGGUACAAAGCUGUGAGUGUAAUAACGAAACUUUACAUGGCAAAAGAAGAAAUAAAAAAAAUAAAGUUCUUUAUAUUGUUA
This is a messenger RNA of Cyanistes caeruleus (blue tit), 9967 nucleotides long. The record is from RefSeq and is a predicted model, not a curated record. Lineage: Eukaryota; Metazoa; Chordata; Aves; Passeriformes; Paridae.